AUGGCCACUGUCCCGCCACCGAUUGCUCGAGACAAUGAGAGGAUUAAAGUCGAGUCAUAUUCGGAUGAUAUUGUCGCACGUAUCAAACGCCUGGACAGGCGUCUCAAGCCAUUGGAGACAACUUCUUCAACAAGUAUUUGCUCCAGCAGUGCAUGUGGAAGUAUGAUCAUCAGGCUCGGAGCCCACAAGUCGCUCAUGUCACUAAAUCUCGAGGAGAGCACGCCUCUGGAUUCGUCGUUUCUCGAUCAAUUCCGGGUCUCUCUAAUGCUCAUUGAGAGUGAUCUCGACCUCAUCGGCCCAGGAAAGAGGUGGAGAGGGGCUCGGGACCGCGAAAUCCGGCAAGUGAAAGCAAGAGAGGCCAGGGAAGAUCUGCGGGAGGCGUUUGACAAGUUUGAGAAGCGAUGGGACGGUCAACGUAAAGAAGACAGGUAUCGGAAGAUUGCACAUAGACUGCUGGAAGACCAGACAGUCACGUUUGCGACGAUGACGGCGAUGUCUCAAUCGCUCGCCAGAAGCCAGCAGGGCAUCGGCGAACGAGUUGGAUCUGGGAAGACAUACCCUGACCCUCCCGGAAUGUGGGUGUUAUCCGACAGAAUCAAUGUACCUUCAGCAGAGGAGAGAAGAGCAAUGUCGCCAAAGGAGUUGCAUCGCCUAGGAGAUAACAUUGAGAAGGAGUUGGAAAAUGCAAUGCAGAAGGAGACGGAGUUUCAGCGUGAGAUGGAAGCGAGGCGCGUCUCCCAGAGCGAAGAGUUUGUCGUUGCUGAAGGUGUCGUCGAGAGUUUGAAAGGGCGAGCGAAAAGGGAGUCAGGAGUGGAGACGGGUGGAUGUGGCGGCGAAAUUCAGUAG
Molecule: messenger RNA, 846 nt
Organism: Cryptococcus amylolentus CBS 6039
Lineage: Eukaryota; Fungi; Basidiomycota; Tremellomycetes; Tremellales; Cryptococcaceae
Exons: 4
Coding region: 1-846 (281 amino acids)
Source: RefSeq, a predicted model, not a curated record